CCUAUAUAUUUGCUGACAGGACUAUCUUCCUUUUAAAGACAACCUCCUCCUUACAUUGGUUUUCACUUAGUGAUGUCGCGUAUUUGUGUGGUGAACCUGUAAAGAGCAAGACAGGCAGAAGCCAGCUUUUUUAAUUAUUUGAUUCAUUUUAUUUCUUCAGUUAUUUUGAUUUUAUUUAAUCCAUUGGCUGAAAGGGACUCAUUUCUGUAUUUUGGUUAAAUAAAUAUUUAAUUUAAUCAUUUUAUCUUGUUUAUGUGUUGAUUUCUGUUUCCAAGUUUGAACUAAGAGAAAGGCCGAAUUCAUCUUUUUAUAGCCUAUUUGCAAGUGUCUUCUUCAUUCUCUAUUUUUAAAGAGAUUGUUUGGCUAAGGACGUCCGUAACUUUCAUUUGUAGAAACGACGCCAACUCCAAACUAACAUGGCAGUCAGACUGUGCGACGUGGCUUCUCUGCUUAGAAGUGGUUCGUGGGCGACAGAGCCUUGGACUGGGCAGGUAAUUGCAGCCAUGGAAACACAGCUGUCCAAUGGGCCCACUUGCAACAACACGAGCAACGGUCCCUCAACAAUCUCAAACAACUGCUCCUCUCCGGUAGAGUCGGGGAGCAUGGAGGACAGUAAAACUAACUUGAUAGUAAACUACCUGCCUCAGAACAUGACCCAAGAAGAGCUCAAGAGUUUGUUUGGGAGCAUCGGGGAAAUUGAGUCCUGUAAAUUAGUUCGAGACAAAAUAACAGGGCAGAGCCUAGGUUAUGGAUUUGUGAAUUACGUGGACCCGAAAGAUGCAGAGAAAGCCAUUAACACAUUAAAUGGCCUGAGACUACAGACCAAAACCAUUAAGGUGUCCUACGCUCGUCCAAGCUCGGCCUCCAUUAGAGAUGCAAAUUUGUACGUCAGUGGCUUACCAAAAACCAUGACUCAGAAAGAACUAGAGCAGCUCUUCUCUCAGUACGGACGAAUCAUUACCUCACGCAUUCUGGUGGACCAAGUGACUGGUGUCUCCAGAGGGGUGGGUUUUAUCCGGUUUGACCGGCGAAUCGAAGCAGAAGAAGCCAUCAAGGGCCUGAAUGGCCAGAAGCCACCGGGCGCCACAGAGCCCAUCACCGUGAAGUUCGCCAACAACCCCAGCCAGAAGACGAGCCAGGCUCUGCUCUCCCAGCUGUACCAGUCGCCCAAUCGAAGGUACCCCGGACCCCUCGCACAGCAGGCACAGCGCUUCAGGUUGGACAAUCUGCUAAACAUGGCAUAUGGAGUCAAGAGCCGGUUCUCCCCUAUGGCCAUCGAUGGGGUGACCAGCCUGGCUGGCAUCAACAUCCCAGGGCACGCGGGCACCGGCUGGUGCAUCUUCGUCUAUAACCUGGCUCCGGAUGCAGACGAAAGCAUCCUGUGGCAGAUGUUUGGUCCGUUUGGCGCCGUCACAAACGUCAAGGUCAUCCGGGACUUCAACACAAACAAGUGCAAAGGGUUCGGAUUUGUCACCAUGACUAACUACGACGAGGCAGCCAUGGCCAUCGCUAGCUUAAACGGAUACCGUCUCGGGGACAGAGUUCUGCAAGUCUCGUUCAAAACCAACAAAACGCACAAAGCCUAAUCUCCGUCUCGGAUUGUUUAUAGAAAACUCUACAGAAAAUGGAAAAACCUAAAAUGGAAACCUACCGACCGUAAAAACUUUCUACGUUAGUAAAAACAUCUUUGUAAAUCAGUGUUACGAAGGGAAACUAUAUUUAGCGUCCGAAAGUGUGUUUCUUUCUUUUCCUUCAUUGCUAGGCUUUAAAACUUCAUAAAAUACUUUGUGGUAAAACCAGAAAAAAAUACUGCAGGUUUUCACGCCUGUCUUUAAAGCUGGACCUUUUAAAAUGUUACUAAAGGGUUGUUUAUUUGUUUUUUGUUUUGUUGCACAUCUGCUGUAAAAAAAAAAAAACUGGAAGUUUUGUAAAGGCAUGUGUAGUGAUAUUUUUUUUUUUGUUUGUUUUUUCUGUGUCUUGAUUUGCCUUGGUGCUUUUUGCGUCUUAAGUGGUUUAACGAAGUAUUUAUUUUUGAUUUAUUCCGUUUAAAAAAAAUAUAUAUAUUAAAAAAAUGUUAGUAUUAUGUUUAUUGUAAUAUGAGUUAGUUAGUUAUUGGUUGGCUGCAUAAUAUUGCUUAUUGUAAAAAGUUAAUGGAGAAAAACACACAAAAAAAUGUCUUAAAGCAGUACCUUGCCAAAGAGCUAAGAACCUCUUUGAUGUGGGUUUAAAAAGCAUCUAUUUUUAUAAAAAGACAAAUUUGGAGAAACUUUUUACUGGACCUGGGGGAAAAAAAAAAUAUUUUGACUUGGAUACUUUGAGAAAUAUCUUCAUAUGACACCUUACCAGGAAGUUUGCAGUGGUUGACAUUUCUGGAGAGAUUUCUGAUGUAAAAAGAUACCCUUUUUGAGAUCUUUGUAUCAUCAUUCGAUUCUAGAAUCAAUGGCAGUGAUGGUUUCAUUUGUAUAAUCAUCUGUGUGGUUGUCCUAUCAUCCCGGCUAUUAUGACGAGCAACUCCCAUUUCACUUUUUUUGAUUUGGAAAUUCAGACAGAAAACAAAAUACGAAGGUUUAUUUGCAAAAGUGCAUGCAAAAUUAUACUGGAAAUAUCUUCAAACGUAAAGGGGGG
Oncorhynchus keta (chum salmon) is the source of this 2625-nucleotide messenger RNA. RefSeq names its product ELAV like neuron-specific RNA binding protein 2 (gene elavl2). The record is from RefSeq and is a predicted model, not a curated record. Lineage: Eukaryota; Metazoa; Chordata; Actinopteri; Salmoniformes; Salmonidae. Bases 417 to 1586 code for a protein of 389 amino acids. Gene Ontology annotation, molecular function: RNA binding. Gene Ontology annotation, cellular component: ribonucleoprotein complex. The transcript is spliced from 8 exons.